Cryptomeria japonica (Japanese cedar) is the source of this 1260-nucleotide messenger RNA. RefSeq names its product chromatin structure-remodeling complex protein BSH. Gene Ontology annotation, cellular component: nuclear chromosome; nucleus. The transcript has 11 exons. Lineage: Eukaryota; Viridiplantae; Streptophyta; Pinopsida; Cupressales; Cupressaceae. The record is from RefSeq and is a predicted model, not a curated record. Gene Ontology annotation, molecular function: transcription coregulator activity. The coding region runs from base 186 to 968 and encodes 260 amino acids. Gene Ontology annotation, biological process: regulation of transcription by RNA polymerase II; chromatin remodeling.
UCUCUUUGUUUUAUAUAUAUUAGGCCACAUGUUCGCAGACAUCUCUUGCAUGAUGCUUUGACGCUUUAAAAUUCUGAAGAAACAUCUAUCCCGCCUCCAAAGUUGGCAAAUAGGAACAGGUUGCGCUAUUUUUCAUUACCGCAGUAGAGACAGGCUUUCCUAUUGUUGUUGCCCGAGCAAAUGAAAUGAAAGGGGCGGGUAUGGCUUCUAAGAACUCCACCAAGUUUCGAAUGCCAACAUCGGAGAACUUGCUUCCUAUUCGCCUUGACAUUGAAAUUGAUGGACAUCGUUUAAAGGAUGCAUUUACUUGGAACGUAAAUGAUCCAGAUUCCGAGAUUGCAGUAUUUGCAAGAAGAACUGUCAAAGAUCUGAAAUAUCCUGGGAGUUUUGUAACACCUAUAGUUCAAUCAAUUCAAUCACAGUUAGCAGAGUUCCGAUCAUUUGAAGGACAGGAAAUGAAUACAGGAGAAAAAGUGCUGCCUUUUAAGCUGGACAUAAGAGUGAACAAGACUGUAAUCAAAGAUCAGUUUUUAUGGGAUGUGAAUAACCUUGAGAGUGAUCCAGAGGAGUUUGCAAGGGUCUUCUGUAAAGAUCUUGAAAUUGAGGAUCCUGAAGUUGGACCUGCAAUUGCAGUUGCAAUUCGAGAGCAACUUUAUGAGAUUGCAAUACAAAAUGUAACUUCAGGAAGAGAGACAAGAGUAAGCAAGAAAUCUCGUCGAGACCGGGGGGUUGAUUACCCUUCUACAAGUAAAGUUGGUGGGAUUGCUUUGGAUUAUAUGAAGCGGCUUGGUAACAAAAUAAGCAUUUUGAGGAGGAGAAAAGAAUGGGACUUCUAUGAGCCUAUUAUUGAUGUUCUCUCAAAUGAAGAAGUCGAAGCACUUGAUGCUAGAGAAGAACGGAAUGCUCGCCUGAAAAGAAAAUUGGAUGACAAAGAUGACGGCUAUUUCACUCGUUAUAUGCGCAUCUAAGUUAUCUAGUAAGCAGAAUAGAUGACAGCUUUUGUUCAUAAGCACUCUAAAUCUUCAAGUAUAAUAAAAUUUAAAUAAUGCGAGUUUAUUGUUAUCUAUCCUACAGACGUCAUAGUACUCUUCUGUAUUCCUAGGAAUGGUACAAAUUCUGUAUUCCUCCAGUGACAAUUCCAUUAAUUACUGUAAAGAAAAAUGUCAUUAUUCCUAAUAUUUGUAUUUCUAAGAUACAAUUUUGUACGUUUUGAAGCUAAGGCUCAAUUAAUUUCAUGCUGCCAGCAUCACUUCUGUUUCC